Naegleria gruberi is the source of this 3002-nucleotide messenger RNA. RefSeq names its product serine/threonine kinase. Gene Ontology annotation, biological process: protein phosphorylation. Bases 1 to 2970 code for a protein of 989 amino acids. The transcript has 5 exons. Gene Ontology annotation, molecular function: ATP binding; protein kinase activity. NCBI's taxonomy places the organism in Eukaryota, Heterolobosea, Eutetramitea, Acrasida, Naegleriidae. The record is from RefSeq and is a predicted model, not a curated record.
AUGGUGGGUGAGACAGAUAAGAAAUCAAAGAAAAAGAAGGACAAGGUUAAAACUAUAGGCAACAAAUAUAGAUUGGGAGAGGUAUUAGGUAGAGGUGGUUUUGGCGUUGUUUAUAAAGCCUACAAUACGGACACUGGUGAAUUUGUUGCUGUAAAAAGAAUAACGGUCAAGAAAUGUUCAAAAGAACAAAUAGAAACAAUUCAUACCGAAAUCAAUUUGUUGAAAAAGUUAAAACAUAAUAGAAUAGUAAGAUAUGUGGAUCAUAUACCCUCUAAGAGUAAAUUAUAUAUUGUGAUUGAGUUUGUGGAAACUGGUUCAUUGUUGGAUAUUGUACAAAAAUAUGGUAAUAUGAAGGAAAAUGUUGUUUGCAAAUAUGUUGCUCAAGUAUUGGAAGGUUUGCAAUACCUACACUCUGAAGGUGUUAUUCACAGAGAUAUUAAAGGUGCAAACAUUCUAACAACAAAGGAAGGUGACAUUAAACUAGCAGACUUUGGUGUGGCUGCAACUUUAGCAGAUGUGGAUGACAAUCCUGUUGGUACACCGUAUUGGAUGGCUCCCGAAAUUAUUGAAAUGAACCCUUCCACACCUGCUUCUGAUAUUUGGAGUUUGGGUGCUACUGUUAUUGAACUUUUAAAUGGAGAACCUCCAUAUUUUAAUUUGGAUGCCAUGCCUGCAUUGUAUAGAAUUGUGCAAGAUCAACAUCCUCCACUACCAACAGGUAUCUCAGCGGAAUGUGAAGACUUUUUAAUGGAUUGUUUUAAAAAGCAUCCAACAUCAAGAAAAACAGCUGAACAACUGUUACAACAUCCUUGGAUUUUACAAGGAAAAAAGCAAACACAACCAACACCAGUUACAACCAAAGAAAAGGAAGGCGAAAUCAAGACAACACAACUCGAAAAAUAUAAUGAAGAUGAAGAAGAGGAUAAUUUUGAUUUUGGAGAUGAUGAUGAUGGACUUGCUUUAAAAAUCGGAAACAAGCUUAAAUCUCCUAGAGAGGAUAAUCCUUUUGAUGAUGAUGACGAUGUAAAUCCUUUCUCAAAUAUGGUUAACAUAGCUCCAAAGGAUAAAGAAAAAUUCCUUCCAAAACCAUUCUUUCCAGGAGGAAAUAGUAAGAAAAAUUUAUCAAUCUAUGUUGAAGAUGACGAUGAUGAAUGGGAGGAUGAUUUGGAUCCAUGGGAUGGAAAAGGAGACAAGAAUUCUACUGAAGAUUUAUUUGCAAAAAUGCAAAAAGUUCAAGGAAGAGCAGAGGAAGCAAUUGAGGAUGAUCUAUUCUUCCAAGAUACAUUUGAAGAUAUUUUUGAUGAUAUGGACAAACAAAAUGAUGAUGAACUAUUAAAACCAGAGAAGGAUUUUAACAUGCUUUUGGAAAAAUUUCAACAGGAUGUAAUGACAGAAGACUUGUUUGUUGUGCAAUGUGAAAAACUUAUUUCCAUACUUACAGAGUUCGCUAGAUUAAAGUGUAGAGUGAAAUCAGUUGUUCCAAUACCAUUUGUAGAACUUCUCUCAAUGUCUCAACAGUAUUCUUCAUCAUACAAAACUAUAGAGGCAGCCCUAAAGCUCAUCAACCAAUUCAUUCUAGAGGAUGAUAUUGCCUGGUUUCAAGAGAGUAUUCACUUUAAAGAGACUUUGUGUUUAGUUGGUAUACUUCCAAAUAUUAUGCAAUUUUGCCACAAAAACUAUCCAUAUGCUGUUAGAUAUCAAGCUGGAUCGUUUAUUAGAAGUAUUUUCAAGACUAGCCAUUUUACAGUGAGAAUGUUUAUUGGAUGUCAAGGAAUUAGAGUACUUGUUGACUUGUUGGCCCAUGACAAUGAUCGUCUUGAAGAUGGUAUAGAAUUAGUUUACGAAACAAUAGAGAAUAUUGAACAAGUUUUUGAUUUACCUCAAGAAGCUAUCAAAACUCCAAAGAAUGAUUUUUGCAGAUUAUUCUCCAAAAACGGGUUAAUGCCAAGACUAAGCGAAGUUUUGUUAUUACUUGUGAAAAGAUUUUCUCUUAACACCAAUGAUGUGGUUACCAAAAAGUAUUUGGACAAGACAAUAUCGCUUCUCUUGCUAUUCUCAAAUAUGGAUUCAGUAGUCAGAGCACAUAUGGCAGAAGUUGCUUCUCUCAAGAGAAUUUUACAAUCUUUCUCUACUCUCGAUACAAACAAUGAGGAUCAGAAAGAAUUCAAGCUAAGCCUAGCUAUUGUAACAAAAAAUCUCGCUACCUAUCCUGUCACAUUUGAAUCAUUUGAAAAAGCUGAUGGUAUUCCAGUCCUUGUAAAAAUAUUAGCCGAAAGAGAUGCUUCCAUAGGUAACCAAAUGAUAACAGCCAUACUCCACCUUACUCGCUUUAACAAAAAACGUCAAAUCAUUGCUGUGGAAGCUGGUAUUGUUCCUGAGAUACAAUAUUUUAUCAGUAAUGAUAGUAUUUUAAAAACCUUUGCUGUUGACAUGUUAUGUGAAAUUGUAAGAGUGAACGUUCCAAGCGUAAGAAAAGAGUUGAAAGAUAGCAAAAUGUUAGAGUUCUACAUCAAAGUAUUAGGAGUACAAAAUUGGCAACUUAAAGCUAUGGAGUCUUUGAGCAAAUGGUUAAAUGAAGACAAGGAACGUGUAGAAUCUGUUCUUGCCAAAUCAGAGAAUAUUAACAAACUAGUAGACGUGUUUUGUAGCGCACCCUCUCGUUUUGUUUCGUCUCCUCUUCUUAGUAUAAUAUCAAGCUCUGUCAAAUUAAGCAAGGCUUUAAGUCAAUCUAACGAGUUCAUUACCAAAGUUGUAAAACAUGCCCUUCUUCAACCCCAUUCUGACAAAAAAGUACGAUCUGAUCAACUUAAGAUUGUGCAAAGCUUAUACAAAUGGUGUGAAAAUCCUAAGAUUAUGACAACCGAACUUUAUUCUGUAAUCUUCCGCAUUAGAGAAACUGAAAGCUCUAUGCUUAUCAAAGAUUUGGCUGAUGACCUUAUUAAGGCCUUUGAAGCAAACCUUAAAGUGUAAAUUUAUCCAAUAAAUUAUUAUUAUCCAUGUUU